Molecule: messenger RNA, 1214 nt
Organism: Cercospora beticola
Lineage: Eukaryota; Fungi; Ascomycota; Dothideomycetes; Mycosphaerellales; Mycosphaerellaceae
Source: RefSeq, a predicted model, not a curated record
CUACGCAAUUGGUGUGUCUCCUUGCUUCCCGCUAGACCCUGGGUCACACCCAAGUGAUAAUGACGAGGCGAAAGUAUCAAGAUACUUUGGCAUUGAAGUUUGUUGAGAGAAAAGAACUACUCCGCACGAAGCUCACGAUCCGCUGAACGAUUUUGUCCGAGAGGCAGAGAAGAGCGGACUCAUAAUACUUGCAGAGACGCCAGCAACAACGAACAAGAAGAACGUCAAUUAUUUCCAACAAUGACGGAAACAGCCCUCCUCUCCCCAACAGAAGACCACCAUAACCACAACACCAACAUCCUCCACAAAUUCCCCAACCCACCACAACCUCAAUCACAAUCCGUAUCCCAAGACCCUCGCUCCCGAAGCCUCUCAACAACAACAACCGCCCUCCCCAUAAUCUUCUCCCCACACGACCUCCUCCCCACCCCUCAAAGAACCUUCACAAUCCUCCCCAGCACCGAAGACAUCAAAGAAGUCCACUGCCACAACUCCGGCUUACAACCCUACACCAUAAAACGCAAAACCCAACGACCCGGUCGAAGACCCAUGAUUACAAUCGCCUCAUUACCAGGCCGAGAAAUCGUAGCAGGAACAAAAGCCGGAAGAAGAGAAUGUCACAUUUUCGUCGGGAAUCCCGAGAAAGGUGCGACGGUGUGGUUACCUGUUGUGCAGAAUAGUACUGGGAUUUGGACGUUUAAUGCGAAUGAGAGGGUUUUGAGGUGGAGGGAGAAGGAGUCGUGGUUGAAUGGGCGUGGGGGCGGGAGUAGUGGGAAAGGAGGGGAUUUGAAAGACUUUGAGUUGAUGGAUGCGAUUUCUGCGGAGCCGUUGGCGGAGUAUCGGACAAAACUUUCUGGAGGAGCGGUCUUGGAGAUUUAUUGUGAUAUGGAGCAAUCUUUGGAAUUGUUGACGAUGGCUUCGAUUUUGGCGAUUUUGGAGAGAGGACGGACGACGAAGACGGAGAAGGGAGGCAAAAGUGGGGAGAGGAAGGGGAGCUUUCUCGUUUCCGAGAGCUCCUCGCCGACAAGUUCAAGAUCUGCUUCGCCAUGUACUGUACAUGGCAUGGGCGACUGAAGAAGGUGGGCAAAUGGCGGAUUCAUUCAUGCGAUGCGCAAUUGACGUUCAUGUCUUGUCUUCAAAUCACAAGCCAGCGUAUGCGCUCAUGAGAGGAAACCUGCGCAAAAUUGAUCCCUUCUUCCAACAUUACUCGGCAU